GGGUCUAACGGAGCGUGUUGUUGAGUCGCUAACCCGCUAACCCGCUAACCCGCUAACCCGACCCGGGUCCCUGGUCCAAGUCCUCAUGGGGGAUUUCUGGGGGGGCAUCACCGGCCGGAGGACUUCCAGAACCAGCAGAACCAGGCUGGGCAACGAUGACGAGGCCGUCCUGGAUCAGGGAAAGACCAGCUCAACUCUCCACACCAACUUUGAGAAGGAGGAACUGGAGAGCCACAGGGCCGUCUACGUGGGCGUCCACGUCCCUCUGGGACGCCAGACCCGGAGGAGACACCGUCACCGAGGACACCGACACCACCGGAGACGCCGGGGACGCCUGGACCGGGAGGACGAGGACGAGGAGUCCCCCGCUUACGACACGCCGUCCCAGCGCGUCCGGUUCAUCCUGGGGACGGAGGACGAGGACGAGCAGCACGUCCCCCACCAUCUGUUCACGGAGCUGGACGAGCUGGACUUCAGGGACGGAGACGAGACGGAGUGGAGGGAGACGGCCCGGUGGUUAAAGUUUGAGGAGGACGUGGAGGACGGCGGCGACCGCUGGAGUAAACCUUACGUAGCGACUCUGUCGCUGCACAGUCUGUUUGAGCUGCGAUCCUGCAUCCUGAACGGAACGGUGCUGCUGGACAUGAGGGCCGGAGGGAUGGACGAGAUAGCAGACAUGCUGAUUGACAGCCUGGUGGCGUCGGGCCAGCUGGACCACGCCCUCCGGGACCAGGUGAGGGCGGCCAUGUUGAAACGUCACCACCACCAGAACGAGAAGAAGCUGAGCAACCGGAUCCCGCUGGUCCGAUCCUUCGCCGACAUCGGCAAGAAGCACUCGGACCCGCACCUGCUGGAGCGCAACGGGCUGCUAGCGUCGCCCCAGUCGGCCCCCGGGAACCUGGACAGCAAACAUGAGGGUCGUGCUAACGGCGGCAGCCGCGAGAACAGCAGCGUCGACUUCAGCAAGGUGGACAUGUCCUUCAUGAGGAAGAUCCCCCCCGGGGCCGAGGCGUCCAACGUCCUGGUUGGUGAGGUGGAUUUCCUGCAGCAGCCGAUCAUCUCCUUCAUCCGUCUGGCCCCGGCGGUGCUGCUGACGGGGCUGACGGAGGUCCCGGUUCCUACCAGGUUCCUGUUCCUGCUGCUUGGCCCCCUGGGAAAAGGACCGCAGUACCACGAGAUCGGCCGCUCCAUCGCCACGCUGAUGUCGGACGAGGUCUUCCACGACGUGGCCUACAAGGCCAAGGACCGGCUGGACCUGCUGUCGGGCAUCGACGAGUUCCUGGACCAGGUGACGGUCCUUCCCCCCGGGGAGUGGGACCCGAGCAUCCGGAUCGACCCGCCCAAGAGCGUCCCAUCUCAGGAGAAGAGGAAGCUGCCGCCGCCCCCCAACGGCUCCGCCCCCGGACGGGAGGCGGGGCAGGAGGCCGGGCAUGACCCCGGACCGGAGCUGCAGAGGACUGGCAGGUUCUUCGGGGGUCUGGUCCAGGACGUGCGGAGAAAGACUCCUUCCCUGCUGAGCGACGUCCGCGACGGCGUCAGCCUGCAGUGUUUGGCGUCGGUGCUGUUCCUGUACUGCGCCUGCAUGUCGCCCGUCAUCACCUUCGGAGGCCUGCUGGGGGAGGCCACCCGGGGCAACAUCAGUGCCAUCGAGUCCCUGCUGGGGGCGUCCCUCACCGGCGUCACCUACUCUCUCUUCUCCGGCCAGCCGCUCACCAUCCUGGGCAGCACCGGCCCAGUUCUGGUCUUCGAGAAGAUCCUGUUCCGCUUCUGCAGCGAGUACCAGCUGUGCUACCUGUCCCUGCGGACCAGCAUCGGCCUGUGGACGGCCUUCCUGUGUCUGGUCCUGGUUGCCACGGACGCCAGCGCGCUGGUCUGCUACAUCACCCGCUUCACCGAGGAGGCCUUCGCCGCGCUCAUCUGCAUCAUCUUCAUCUACGAGGCCCUGGAGAAGCUGCUGCACCUGGGGGAGCUGUUCCCCGUCAACCCGGGCCUGGACCUGGACAACCUCACCUUCUACACGUGCCGCUGCUCGGUUCCCUCCAACGUCUCGGCCGACGUCCUGCAGGUCUGGAGGACGAAGAACGUGACGCCAGAAUCCGUGGAUUGGGAGACGCUGGACGUGAAGAACUGCCUGGACCUCGGCGGGGUCUUCGUGGGUCCGGCCUGCGGUCCAGGAGGUCCCUACGUCCCCGACGUCCUCUAUUGGUCCGUCAUCCUCUUCUUCACCACCUUCUUCCUGUCCUCCUUCCUCAAGCAGUUCAAGACCCGGAGAUACUUCCCCACCAAGGUCCGGUCCACCGUCAGCGACUUCGCCGUCUUCCUGACCAUCAUGGCGAUGGUUCUGCUGGACUUCCUGGUGGGGGUUCCGUCCCCCAAGCUCAGCGUCCCGGACCGGUUCCAGCCCACCUCCAGCACCCGUGGGUGGCUCAUCUCCCCGCUGGGCCCAAACCCCUGGUGGACGCUGCUAGCCGCCGCCGUGCCGGCGCUGCUCUGCACCAUCCUGGUGUUCAUGGACCAGCAGAUCACGGCCGUCAUCGUCAACCGCAAGGAGAACAAGCUCAAGAAAGGCGGCGGCUACCACCUGGACCUGCUGGUGGUAGCGCUGAUGCUAGGCGUGUGCUCCGUCAUGGGCCUGCCCUGGUUCGUGGCCGCCACCGUUCUCUCCAUCUCGCACGUCAACAGCCUGAAGCUGGAGUCGGGCUGCGCCGCGCCGGGCGAGCAACCGCGGUUUCUGGGCAUCCGGGAGCAGCGCGUCACCGGAUUCAUGAUCUUCCUGCUCAUGGGCUGCUCCGUGUUCAUGACGUCAGCGCUGAAGUUCAUCCCGAUGCCGGUGCUGUACGGAGUCUUCCUGUACAUGGGGGUGUCGUCGCUCAAGGGCAUCCAGCUCUGGGACCGGAUCCGCCUGCUCUUCCAGCCGCCCAAGCACCAGCCGGACCUGAUCUACCUGCGCUACGUCCCUCUCUGGAAGGUCCACGUCUUCACGGCCGUCCAGCUGUUCUGUCUCAUCGUCCUGUGGGUCAUCAAGGCCUCGGCGGCCGCCGUGGUCUUCCCCAUGAUGGUUCUGGCUCUCGUCUUCAUCCGGAAGCUUCUGGACUUCUGCUUCACCAAGAGGGAGCUGAGCUGGUUGGACGACCUGAUCCCCGAGAGCAAGAAGAAGAAAGACGACGACCAGCACAAGGAGUGUCUCCAGGACGGACGGAGGACGUCGGAGGAGACGGAAGACGAGGCGCCGUAUGAGUCGCCCAUCCAGACCCUAAAGGACCGAUCCGAUCCCUCCCAGGUCAACAUCUCUGAUGAAAUGUCUCGCAGCGGCGUCUGGAAGUCGGUGUCCCGGAGCUCGGACGUUAGCAAAGCUCCGCGGCGCAGCGGCAGCCAGGAGAAGCUAGCGAGCGUCCAGAUCACCGUGGAGACGGAGGAGGAGGAGGAGCGGCGGGAUGUUGUCACCACGGAGACGGAGGAGGGGCGGGGCGUCGUCACCACGGAGACGGCGUUGUGAGGGGCGGGGCUUCCUUCGGUGAUGUCACAGCCAGGGGGCGGGGCUCCCGCCUCCACUCCGGAGGGAUGUUUAACUUUCUCAUCGUUUUAUGGUGAAACUCGCUGACUCCGCCCCCCGGAGCCAACAUGGCCGCCCCCCCGGAGCCAACAUGGCCGCCCCCCCGGAGCCAACAUGGCCGCCCCCCCGGAGCCAACAUGGCCGCCCCCCCGGAGCCAACAUGGCCGCCCCCCCGGAGCCAACAUGGCCGCCACCCCGGAGCCAACAUGGCCGCCACCCCGGAGCCAACAUGGCCGCCCCCCCGGAGCCAACAUGGCCGCCACCCCGGAGCCAACAUGGCCGCCCCCCCGGAGCCAACAUGGCCGCCCCCCCGGAGCCAACAUGGCCGCCCCCCCGGAGCCAACAUGGCCGCCACCCCGGAGCCAACAUGGCCACCGCCGCUAACCCUCCUGGAGGGGGCGGGGUCUGGUUCCUUCCUGCCGCUCUGUGAUUGGCCGACAGACUCCAGACGCUCAGCUUGAACUGUUGAAGUUGGUUCCAGACUCGUCACCUGGACGACGACCCGCCUGUUGAUUAGCAUGUUAAUUAACCUGUAAUUAGCCUGUUGAUUAGCAUGUUGAUUAGCCUGUUAAUUAGCCUGUUGAUUAGCCUGCGCUAGCGCCUGCUAGCCUCACCGCCUUGCCUGAAUCAGCUGACGUCUCUCUAGUCCUGAUUGGUCAGGAACUUCUUCAGGAAUCUUUUAAAUUCAGUUUUUUUCACGUUUCAGAAGAUCGUUGUUUACCUGAUUUAAGAUUGUUGACCAAAGUGUUUUCUAAUAAAAUAAAUCUUU
Cololabis saira (Pacific saury) is the source of this 4322-nucleotide messenger RNA. RefSeq names its product sodium bicarbonate cotransporter 3-like. Gene Ontology annotation, cellular component: plasma membrane; apical plasma membrane; basolateral plasma membrane. Bases 86 to 3496 code for a protein of 1136 amino acids. The record is from RefSeq and is a predicted model, not a curated record. Gene Ontology annotation, molecular function: monoatomic anion transmembrane transporter activity; sodium:bicarbonate symporter activity; solute:inorganic anion antiporter activity. The transcript has 25 exons. Gene Ontology annotation, biological process: regulation of intracellular pH; transmembrane transport; bicarbonate transport. NCBI's taxonomy places the organism in Eukaryota, Metazoa, Chordata, Actinopteri, Beloniformes, Belonidae.